Messenger RNA from Callorhinchus milii (elephant shark), 2256 nucleotides. It is a transcript of the gene kiss1ra, whose product is annotated as KISS1 receptor a. Gene Ontology annotation, cellular component: membrane. NCBI's taxonomy places the organism in Eukaryota, Metazoa, Chordata, Chondrichthyes, Chimaeriformes, Callorhinchidae. The record is from RefSeq and is a predicted model, not a curated record. Gene Ontology annotation, molecular function: G protein-coupled peptide receptor activity. Gene Ontology annotation, biological process: neuropeptide signaling pathway.
CCCAUGGACCUGGGACACGGAUCCCCUCCCGGUCCCCCGGAGAUGGCGAGUGGCUGUAACCUGAGCUCGUCCCCAGUGAGCGGCAGUGAGGAGAGUGACCCUCCGCUCCUGACCGACGCCUGGAUGGUCCCUCUCUUCUUCGGACUGAUCAUGUUGACCGGGAUGAUCGGGAACUCUCUGGUCAUCCACAUCAUCACCAAACACCGGCAGAUGAGGACAGCCACGAACUUCUACAUCGUUAACCUUGCUGCCACAGAUAUCAUAUUCCUCGUCUGCUGUGUGCCAUUUACAGCCUCUCUCUAUCCUCUGCCCAGCUGGAUCUUUGGAGAUUUUAUGUGCAAAUUUGUUAACUACUUGCAACAGGUUACAGUCCAAGCAACCUGCAUUACUCUGACUGCAAUGAGUGCCGACAGAUGUUACGCUACUGUUUAUCCACUCAAGUCACUCCUUCAUCGCACUCCCAAAGUUGCCAUGGUGGUCAGCACAUGCAUAUGGCUGGGCUCCUUUGCUCUGUCCACCCCGAUUGUUAUAUACCAGAAGAUUGAAAAGGGAUACUGGUACGGGCCCAGGACAUACUGUGCGGAGGACUUUCCUUCAGUCACCCAUCAGAAAGGCUUCAUACUUUACCACUUCCUCACUGCCUACCUUCUGCCUCUCCUCACCAUUUCCCUGUGCUACUCCUUCAUGGUUAAGAGAGUUGGGCAGCCAGUCGUUGAGCCUGUUGACAACAAUUAUCAGGUUCAGCUUUUGUCUGAGAGGACAAUAGCCAUGAGAAGCAAGAUUUCCAAAAUGGUGAUGGUCAUUGUGCUGCUGUUUAUGAUCUGCUGGGGUCCCAUUCAGCUCUUCAUCCUCUUCCAAGGAUUCUAUCCCAAAUUCCAGGCCAAUUAUGAGACAUACAAGAUCAAGACCUGGGCUAACUGCAUGUCAUACGCCAAUUCGUGCAUCAACCCCAUAGUGUACGGGUUCAUGGGAGCCAGCUUCAGGAAGACCUUCAAGAAGGCAUUUCCGUUUAUGUUUCGGAAGAGGGUGAGAGAUAUCAGCAUGGCCUCUGGCAUUAAUGCAGAAAUGAAGUUCGUCACUGCAGAACCAGAAGUGAGAUGAAUUAUAACGAAUGAACAACAACUUGCAUUUAUAUAGCGACAUUCACGUGGGGUAACUUCCCGGAGCGCUUAUGAACACUGUUGAGCAGACAUAUACCCAGACCUUGAGUUGCUGUGGCAAAUGUAUCUCCAGGAGAAUGUCCCACCAUUUGUUUAUUGGCGAAUAGAGCUCAUCGAGCUCUUGUAGCAUUUACUGGUUUGUCAUCCACUCAACGUACAUCACUAUCAUUGAAUCGAAUGGAUAUAGCUAACUGCUUGCAAACUGGUUUGCCAGAAAAUAUUAUUCUUGGAUAGGGAAUUAUGUAAACUAGAAAAUAGAGCCAGACAAUGUACAAAUCUUUUCAUCUCAGCACACUGAAUCAUUCAUUGAAUACUUCAGCUGAAGCAAAAACAACACAAACACUUUAAAAAGAAUCAUUAGGACUCGCACAAUGUUUUGCUGUCUCUUGAAGACAUUCAGUGUUGGAUUGGCUAUAAAUUGAUAUUGCUUCCUGCAGAAUUACUGCACUUUGAACAGGUUUUUUUUUUGACAUUCUAUAGGUAUGUAUAGUCAAACGUUUUAUACAAUGAGAACAAAUUGAAAGCAAGUUGAUCCAUUUGAAUUCUCUGCAAGGGCAAAGAAUAGGAAAUAGUUUGGUCUAAUGGGAUUCUACCUUUAAUUUAAAUUAAAAGGAAGCCGUUUGAAUCACCCAAAUCCCAUACCAUGGAGCUGAUUAAGAUCACUCGAAACCUUUCUGACUGAAAUGAGUUAGAAAUAAUUUGUCUUUUUAUAGUUCCAGAUAAUGGGAGCUGAAAUUAAUAUUUUUACACAAUGAAGUUAUAAUCCUAAUCCUAAUUAUUGUGCAUAAGGUAAAGACAUAGUGUGCAAUUUGGCUGCUGCAUUUCUCCCACAAAAUAUACAGUCAAUUCACUUCACAGUAUAUUCUGCGAAGCAUUUUGACACAUCUCAAAGACAUGAUAAGGCACAAUAAAAAAAGCAAGGAUUAUUACAGUAUUGAAUAAAAAGUGCCAAUCAGAGGGAUAACAUUGGUAGAGGUUUUUGGAGCUAUUUGCUCAGUUGCUGAGGUCCAGGCUAUAGAAUGGUGUGUUGCCCAGAGAAACCUAAAGAUUUGGAGCAAGUAAAACACAGAAGAAAUAAAGUGUAAUAAAAUGAUCU